UAUAUACCCUCUUCUUUCUUUCUUUUUUCUCAUUAGUAACAAUCUAUGUCACAUUCAUUUAAAGAAACAAAUUUCGGUAAGCCAACUUAUUGUGAUCACUGUCAAAAUUUAUUAUGGGGCUUUGUUAAACAAGGUGUUAAAUGUUCAGGUACAAUAAUGAUUUAUUUACUACCAUUAGUAUAAUCACUAAACAAAUAUAAAAAGAUUGUGGAAUUGUUUCUCAUCAUGAUUGCCAAAAGGAAAUUGCACCUUGUAAAGAUAAAAAACUAGUAACUAAUUCAUCAAUCUAUUCUACUACUGAUUCGCCUGCCACAAAAUCCUUGCUUCGUACUCUACAGAAACAACCAGUGGGCUUGAAUAUCCAAGCAUCAUCUUCUAAAAUGAGUGUGAAUAAUGAUAGUGCAUCAUCUUUUAAGAAAUUAAAGACAAUAGCGACUUCGGACGAAUUCCAAAAUGUGCUUGUAUCAGCAGCUAUGCAUUCAACUGAUACAACCUUACCACCCAAUGAAUAUCUUGCUAAUUUACCACCACUAAAUCCACAAAAUACUGCAAAAAACUUCUCUCGAUUUGUUUCAAGAUGUGGUCCUAUGUUUACUUUUAGGGACAAUGUUAUUCUCUUGUUGAGUUGGAAUAAACCCGUAGACACUUUGGUAGCUUUACUUAUGUAUUGUUUAAUAUGUCUUCAUUCUAAGCUCGCAUUAUUGAUACCCCAUAUAAUUUUAUUUCGGAUUAUUAUAACUGGAUAUACAAAACGAUUUGGCGAUGAUAAAAAUGUGAACACUAACGAUAUAACAAAUGAACAAAAACAAGAGAGUUUGCCGCAUAUGUCUACCUCAACAGCAACUACCAAUAAUGUAGGUUCCUCCACGAAUCGAUUUAAUUUUACAUCUUCCCUUUAUCCAACAGCUUCUGACGAAGCUUCACCAGAGUACUUGAAGAAUAUGCAAAAUUUGCAGAAUAUGAUGGGUGAAAUGAGUGAUCUUUAUGAUUUGAUUGCCUCUAAAAGCCAUUAUGUAGAUUGGUCCUCUGAAGCAGUAACGAUGCGAGUCUUUCAAUUUGCUUUGAUUUCAUUUGUUUUCAUAAUGAUGUUGGUUUGGUUUAUUCCAUUAAAUAUUAUCUUUUUGAUUGCGGGAAUAACUCUCUUUUUGUUAAAUACAAGAUUUGCUAAAUUUGUUUUGAAAGAAAUAUUACCUCAAUUGACUGAGGUUGGACAAACACAAAUUAAUUCAAUCCUACACUGGUAUACUCAAAUUGAAAAAAGAUUAGAUGAGCAAUCAAAUGUUAAAGAAUUAUCAUUAUACGAAAAUCAACGAUGGUGGCCAGAAAGUGGCUUUAUUCCUCACACAUUGUCUAGUGAGCGCGGAUUAUGGACAGAUAUGUCUGGUACAAUUGAAUUAACUCAUAAAGAAGAAUUACCUGCACCAAAGGGCUAUCAUUGGAUUGAAGACAAUUGGACAUUAGAUACUACAGGGCCAUGGAUUGAUGAAACACUUGAAAUUGGUAAAAAAAAAAAAAAAAAGGGGGAGUUUAAUGAUAUAAUAUAUGUUUGA
Molecule: messenger RNA, 1550 nt
Organism: Cokeromyces recurvatus
Lineage: Eukaryota; Fungi; Mucoromycota; Mucoromycetes; Mucorales; Mucoraceae
Product: Peroxin/Dysferlin domain-containing protein
Exons: 3
Coding region: 381-1550 (389 amino acids)
Biological process (GO): peroxisome organization
Cellular component (GO): peroxisomal membrane
Source: RefSeq, a predicted model, not a curated record